Cydia fagiglandana is the source of this 2801-nucleotide messenger RNA. RefSeq lists its product as uncharacterized. NCBI's taxonomy places the organism in Eukaryota, Metazoa, Arthropoda, Insecta, Lepidoptera, Tortricidae. The record is from RefSeq and is a predicted model, not a curated record. The transcript has 2 exons. Gene Ontology annotation, molecular function: zinc ion binding; nucleic acid binding. The coding region runs from base 1264 to 2607 and encodes 447 amino acids.
AUUGCUAAACGAUUUUGAACUUUACAGGAUGAAUAUUGCGUUUGAUUCGUUUUACCGAAUUUAUUUCGCGAAAGCCGUAUUUACGAUAUCACGACUUUGAAUAUUAUGUAAUAAACAAAUUACGAAUUUAUGAUUCAAAAUAUUAAUCUGAAUUAGCAUUUUUUAUGAGUUUUAUGACUAAAAAUUAAAUACGACUUGAUGAUUCAAUUUCUCGCGCCAUUUUUUCAUAUGUGUGGCGCGGGCUUGGCGCCAGCGUAUUUCCGUCAUAGAAGUAGCAUCCUAUAGAAGUGGUGUGCGCGUGCCUCCAUGAGAGACAAAACAUACGCAAUGCGACAAUAUUAAAAACACGUUUUAACAUUCCUGACAAUAUACCAAAAACAAUCUACGUAAUUCGGUCAUUUGGCCACUUCCCCGUGUCUUCUCUAUGUUAUUAUACCUCUAUGAUUCCCGUAGUUCGUUCGUUUUCGCAAGAUGGCGGAACAAGUUCAAGAACUGAAGAAAGUUUUAACGAGUGUUUUGUUAUUUGAUUGUUGUGCAGUGUUUUGUUAAUAAAAGUGAAAAUAACAAAGGUGAGUACAUUGUGAUUGUGUGAAAUUUUGAGGAAGUGAAUUAAUCGAGAACGUGACAGGUAAAAACCUAUGCGGUAUAGGAUCCACUUUGAAUCAUCGAUUUUAAUUAUCGAUCUAUAUAAUUUCGUUUUAUGUGAAUUAAACAAAGCCUGUACAAGGAUUAUUAGGCAUCCUGUGUGAUUGUGAGCGAAUACACUAUUAUAACAAAGAAAUAGUCACGCAAUUACUUCGUUACAAGAAGUAACGCCAUUACGACGCGUAAAUAAAUAAAAACGUGAGUGCUUACCCACGGGAUCAUAGAUACAGUGAUAAUUUACGUAAUAAUUAGAUAUUUAAGUGAUCUUACUUGAAAGAAAUAUGACUUAUUUCUAUGCGACUUGACACGUUACUAUUAUUACUAUUUAAAAAAUGCGUAAGCACUAAUUCGUAUACUUGAGAGGAAUUAGGUACUUAUAUCGUUGGGUCAGAGGCUAUAUAUACUCAGAAUAAUUGUUUGUUGCACUUGAGUACGAAACCCAACUAAUAUAUUGUUAUGAAAUAGGAAUUUCAAGAAAUACAGCGUAGUCGGCGUACGAACUGACAAUUUUCGAGUCGAGCGUGAAACCAAGGCGUCUCUACGCCAAGCUACUUCUCUGCAUGAGGAGGAGGAUAAAUAUUCUUAGACCAAAGUCACAAGAGUGAGAGUGAGAACACUAUGGAAGUUAUCCUGCUGAAUCGCCUGUCCACAUUUGCCACAAACAUCAAAGAGCAUCAAGUAAAAGCAUCAGAGCUAUGUGCGUGUCGUCCAUGGGGAAAAGAUCAGCUAGAGCAAGCUGCUAUUAUCGCCUCCAAACUACAAUCUAUACUGGGAAGAUUCCAAAGUGAUCUCUAUCAGUACUUCAACCUGUCCAAGGAUCCUAACGCCGAUGAGAUUUCAAAUGUAACUGCGAUACAGCUAGACGGUGAUGAAGUCUUAGCUGAACUUAAUGCAAGAAUUCAAGCCGAUAAGGAUACAAGACAAGUCAAAUCCGAUCCUACAAAAAAUAGGAGCAAGUUACCAGAGUUAGAUUUAAUAUCUUUUCAUGGUGACGUUCUAGAAUGGACUCAAUUCUGGGACCAAUUCAGUUCCAACAUUGAUCAAAGGAAUAUACGAGACGUUGAUAAGCUACUCUACCUUAAAGCAUCGUUAAAGGGUGAAGCCAAAACCAUAAUCGAUGGUUUAGAAACCACGAAUGACAAUUAUAAGAUUGCCAUAGAUACUCUGAGAGAGAGAUAUGGCAACAGAGUGCAGAUUGUUGAUGCCCACUAUUCUUCCUUAUAUAAGAUUAAGAAGGCCACAAAGCCAGAAGAUUGCAGAAAGACAUUAGAUGAACUCGAGAGACAUCUAAGAGUCUUACAGUCCCUAGGAGAGGAUACAAAUCAAAACCAUUUAAGAUUUCUUUUCAUGGAAAAGUUUCCGGAAGACAUCAUUUAUGAAAUGAAGCUAAAAUUGAAGAUUGAAUCCAUUGAGGAAAUAAGAAAACAACUAACCGCUAUCAUAUCAGCAAAAGAAGAUGCCAAGAGGAUAAGCGUUGAGACUAAAGAUAUGGAAACAACCUUUACUACUGAAACUUUACACAUUAGAGAUAAAUUUGUGAAGAAAUCCAACGAUAGGAGAAUCAAACACAGAGUUAUAAAUAUGAGGGAAAAACCAAAUAAAUUUAGAAAAAAUACAUCAACAUUUUCAAAUACAUUCACGCCUAAGAAAAGAACAUAUAAAGCUAAUAGUGAAUCGAAUAAUGCGCAGGCAUCUGAAAAACGAAGGAAAUUAGAAUGUAUAUUUUGUCAAGAGAAUCAUUACAAUGACGCUUGCACGAAAUUUAAGACCUUGGCUGAAAGGAAAGAUAAAAUACCUAACCGUUGUUACAUCUGUUUGAAAAUUGGCCAUAGACAAAAUGAAUGUAGAAUAACACACAUCUGUUAUCACUGUGGUGAAAGGAAUCAGCAUAAUAGAGCAUUGUGCCCUAAGAAAUUGCUCCAGGCAACAGAGACAUCAUCGUCACAAGAUUCCUGUGCCUGAAAGAUAUAUCUAAAUUAGCUAUAGAAGAGAAUCUUGUACAUUACAGAUUUAUACGUGUACCCUUUGCAAUCAUAUCUACCUACUUAUAAUGCUACCAUCAAACAUCACUUAUUCAGUACCAAUGAUGAACGUUUAAAGAAUCUAGUCAGCGACAUCUAUGUACAUAAUAUCUGACAGGAUCAAACGGAGUCAAA